Molecule: messenger RNA, 369 nt
Organism: Vanderwaltozyma polyspora DSM 70294
Lineage: Eukaryota; Fungi; Ascomycota; Saccharomycetes; Saccharomycetales; Saccharomycetaceae
Gene: RPB9
Product: DNA-directed RNA polymerase II core subunit RPB9
Exons: 1
Coding region: 1-369 (122 amino acids)
Biological process (GO): transcription-coupled nucleotide-excision repair; transcription initiation at RNA polymerase II promoter; maintenance of transcriptional fidelity during transcription elongation by RNA polymerase II
Cellular component (GO): RNA polymerase II, core complex
Molecular function (GO): zinc ion binding; nucleic acid binding; DNA-directed RNA polymerase activity
Source: RefSeq, a predicted model, not a curated record
AUGACUACUUUUAGAUUUUGUCGUGACUGUAAUAAUAUGCUUUAUCCUAGAGAGGACAAGGAAAACAUGAGAUUGUUAUUCGAAUGUAGAACUUGUUCAUAUGUGGAAGAGGCAGGUAGUUCACUUGUUUAUAGACAUGAAUUGAUUACGAAUAUUGGUGAGACUGCAGGUGUUGUGCAAGAUAUUGGUUCUGAUCCUACACUACCGAGAUCUGAUAGGGAGUGUCCGAAAUGUCAUACUAGAGAUAAUGUAUUCUUUCAAUCGCAACAGAGAAGAAAGGACACUUCUAUGGUUCUUUUCUUUGUUUGUUUAAGUUGUUCUCAUAUUUUUACAUCAGAUCAAAAGAACAAGAGAACUCAAUUCUCAUAA